AUGGGGGGGUCCCAGAGUGCGUGUGGACGCGGCCUGCUUGGGCUGUCCUCGGGCCGGUCGGACGGAGGGCCAGCUCAGUCUCCGGCCGCACCCCGCCUUUCCUCGCAGUGGCUCGUGGGCUUUAGCGUCUUCCUGUUCCCCGGAGCUGCGUUUUCGCUGCGGAGCCGAUACCGCCCACAGCACAUCUUCUUCGGCGCCGCCAUCUUCCUCCUGUCUGUGGGCACAGCCCUGCUGGGCCUGAAGGAGGCGCUGCUGUUUAAGCUCGGGGCCAAGUACAGCACGUUUGAGGCUGAGGGUGUCCUGGCCAACGUGCUGGGCUUGCUGCUGGUCGGCUUCGGGGGGACUGUGCUCUACAUCUUGACUCGCUCUGACUGGAAGCGGCCACCCCAGGCGGAAGAACAAGCUCUCUCCAUGGACUUCAAGACGCUGACAGAAGGCGACAGCCCCAGCUCCCAGUGACGGCCUGCCCUUGUCCCGCGGGGAGGGCCUGGCUGUGGCUGGCGUCAGUUCUGGGGGGUUUGGAUAGGCGUCUUUCCCACGCUCCGUCGAGGCUGUCUUUAGGCUCAGCGGCUCCUGGGAGGGCUGGGCAGUGUGGAUAGGGAGCGUGGGGGCAGCGUUCCCCUUGGAGCGCUCAUUUCUGGGGUGUAGGGCUUGGCUUCCUCUGCUUUCCCUCCUUGUUGCUGCUUUAGAGUCCUGUUAGUCAUGCACAGACCCCUGCCCCUGUUGUCAUCGUCACCCCUUCAAAUCAAGCAGCUUUGGGUCGGGUUUUGGGUGGUCAGUCCUGGUUACAAAAGCACAGAUCCUUCAAGAAGACGUAGAGUGGCUCUCUCCUCUUGAGGCAGCGGAUGCUGGGCCGAGGCCAGGGGCUGCAAAGAGCACAAAGCUGUGGGAGAGAAACUGGGGCUUAGUGACAGGCCUGGCAAGGCCGAGACUUGCUUUGUGUUAACACUGAAUUCAAACCAGGAGUCUCGCUAGUCUGAACAACACGCGGUGAGAAUGGGGCCCGGCCUUGGCAGGGAGCAAGUGAUAUUAUGUAUAAACUAUGUCGGUGUUCAGAGCAGGGUUCCCCAGGAGCGGGGAGGGACUGGCCCCGGGGAAGCUGCGGAGAUGGGGCUUUGGGCCAGCCCCAGGGCGGCCCUGCCGGGAGAGGGACGGACCACGGGCCCCAGACUACCGGUACUUGCCGGCUGAGGGCCACAGAGAGCAGGAGAUGGGCCGGGCGGGUCUACUCGUGCUGGGGCCCUCCCGCCAGUCGCCUCCGGGGUCCCCGCCCUCACCAGCCGGGCUGGCUGUGACCUGAGGCCCGGGGGGCUGCAGCCUUGCUCUGCUUUGUUUUGUUUUGAAGCGGAAAGCUGCUGCUGCCGCUGCCCCGGUCCCUUCCAGCGCCGAAGGCAGGGCCGCUGGCUUCUGUGCAGGAGGAAGACCUCAGCCUCCUCCCCGGCCCGGCCGUGUGGGCAGCUGGGGCCAUGUGCUCCGUGUGCCCGACUCGCUCUUGGGCUUUGGCCUGGAAGCGAUGUGAUCAGAGCAUUGACCUUGUGCUUCUUGGACUUGGUGAAUGCUCUCUUCCUGUUUUCCUCGUGUUCUGGGCUUUGAGGAACAUGACACAGUUUGAGACAGACACCGUUUCCUUAAAUGAAGAAAUGCAGGAGAUUUCCCGGCCUGACCACUGUUCUCUUGACGGUCGCCUUUGCCUCACCUCAGUGCUGCCUUAGAGAAAGGGGCCGGCCCCCUCUCGUGCUCUGCUCCUGCUCGGGUUUCUAACACAAGCCUUGGGCCCUGGGCCCUGGCAUGGUGGCGGCUCAGUCCCGCCCCCCCGCCCCAGCGCCCCCGUCCUGCUGCAGCUUGCCCGGGGCGCUGUGUGCCGGGCCCAGCGCCCCGGCCGCUCUUCCACCGCCUGGCACACGCUGUAUGGCCAGACGCCCCCUCGGACAGACUCCCGAGGUACAGUUGUGCAUCUCCCUGGCCAGGACGCCACAGAGAGGGACGGAAUCUUGGAUUUGCGGUACAAAUCUGUAAACCGGUCUGUCUGCCCAAGUGGCUGUCGGAUGAUGCUGGAGGCCCCUGAGAGCUGCCCACGGUGGUUUAUUUUACUUUGCCUGUGGCCAGUCCUCUGUGAAGUACAGCGUAGUGCGGGCGCAGUAGAUGGUUCAGUAAAUGUCUACCGCAGACCUCGGGCCUGUUAGCCUCACUUGCUGUGGCGACAAAAGGGGCCGCUGCUCCCAGCGGUCAGACACUCAGGUCAGUUCUGGGCUCACACCCCUGGCGGGGCGCAGGGGGUGAAGUGAGGGGUGCUGUUGCGCCACAGGCUGGGCGAGGGCCCGCGGGCCGUUCAAGCUUUGCACCCAGCGGGGGAGACCGCCUUCUCUCAGCCCAGAGAGUGGCCUGGAGGGUGGAGGCCAAUAAGGGCCUUGGCCAGAAGUUCUCCCCAGUAGUCACUUAACUUUUUACCUUUUAAAAAUAUGUCUCUUUAGUCCUUAAGAGGAGGAGCAAAACUUUUGAGAACAAGCGGAGAUUCCACUUGAGAGCCAUUCCCGAGGCUCAGGCAGGAGGCGUGUUUAUGGUGAAGUCAGGCGGGCUUUCACACGGGGACAGGGACCAGGGACAGGGACCAGGGACGCUCUCUAUGCUCCAGAAAAGCACCUUCCCUGAAAACACUAUUUAAAGGGACCCCACAGUAAAUCCUCUGAUACCUAAUCCUCGGUAACACGAAUCCUCCCUGACACUUAACUUUUUCUCCAUAUUCUUGAGGGGUCUUUGCUUUCUGCAUCUGUACAGUCUUUCUCCUGAAUCGAGGCUUCUGUGUGAACCUCCAUUUGCUUAAAAGCAUGCAAAGCACGUGGCUUGGUAACAGGUCACGAGCUGAUGGCUCCGUCAGGAUCGCGGCUGGCUCUCAGCGUGAGGGCAGAAGGCCCUGGACCCCGACUUCUGUGCUCGCCUCUGCAUCAAGGGUCUCCGUGUUUGGAAAUAGUGAAAUGAUCCCAGACACGAAGGGGAUGCCUCUCUCCUUCACCUGCUCAGGAUGUCCCUCACCUGACUGGGUUUGGGACCCCUUGAGGUCUCAGAGUUUUCAGACCAAGCAGGUGGUUCCUUCCAGAGUCCUCUCCUCUUUGAAGGGAACUCUGGCAUCCAGGCCGGGAUGACUGCGUGCCUGCAGUUUUCCUGCAUCCCCGGCCUUGGCUGUUCGGGGGAAAUGGAUGUAGUCCCAGAACAGGGAUGUUUGUUCACAGCGUGGCGUCCAGAGGAAGCAGUCUCCUUCCUUGCUUGUCCCUGCCGUGGACAGACAGGGACCAGUGAGGCAGGAAAGGCUGCAGGACUCUGUGCCGGCCGCUUUUUAAAAACAAGGUAUCGAGGGGUGCCUGGGUGGCUCAGAUGGUUAAGCGUCUGCCUUCGGCUCAGGUCAUGA
Messenger RNA from Leptonychotes weddellii (Weddell seal), 3403 nucleotides. Lineage: Eukaryota; Metazoa; Chordata; Mammalia; Carnivora; Phocidae. The record is from RefSeq and is a predicted model, not a curated record.